GAGGCUGGUACAUUAAUUGGAAAGGUAUAUAUUUACUAUAAUUUUAAAAAACUAAAUUAAUAGUCAUAUACCAUAAUGUCUACUGUAUAUUUAAUCGUAGUUAAUUAAAAUGAUUUAAUAUUCAACUUUAUUUUUAGGGUGGAGUAACAAUACAAAAUUUAAGGAAAUCUGUGAGUUGUUUUGUACAGUAUAUUACAAUACAUGUAGUUAAGCUGUUGCGGUCUUUUGAUAUCCCCAAAAUUAUCGUUUUUUCUAUAUUUAAAUUUUCGAUAUGUUGGAAUCUCGAUAUUUUUCGGUCGCUCUAUGCUGGAGUGGUUUGAAAACGGCGCAGAAAAGUCACAAUUAAGCCAGUUUUCCACUUCAACCGUACCGUGCCGAAUCGUACUGGUGAGCAUGCGUAGAUUGAAAAGAGGUUGAUAAAUCCACGUACUUCCGGGCAUAGAGAUUAUAAAUAACACUAGAGGAGGCAUUGUAAUCUUAAUUCAGUAAAAAAAAGGGAACGCGACUAUUGGGGGGCAAAUUCAAGUCCCGGAUGUGUAUUCGUGUUCCCAUUGGUGACGAGUUUCAAAUCAGCCAAUGAGAGCACGAUUUUAUAUCCGGGGCUUGAAUUUGCCCCCCAUUAGCUGCGUUCCCAAUUCUUAAACUCGAUGCCUCCUCUAGUGUUCUUUAUAAUCUCUAUGCUUCCGGGUGUAUUCGCGUAUCGAAAUGAAAAGUUCGUCGCAAGUCAACUGUUUGGCGUACUACGGAAGUAUUAACCAAUCAACAUUCACUAAAAUUUGAAAUUUAAAAUUUUUUUGAUACGGUUCGGUACGGUAUGCUUGAAGUGGAAAACUGGCUUUAGCCGUCACGUUCACACUACGCUGGGGGGAAUUGUUUGAAAACAUCAGUUUUGCCGUAACAAUUUGAGCAUGGUUUCUAAACGAAGUGAGAUGAAAACGGAACAGGUGGUGGCCUCGUGUGAACACGAAUGCCAUUUACUUUCUUGUACCGGUGGCAUACCGGGCAUCUCAGUUCCCAAAACAGUAAAUUCGAAUGCUUUUUGUUUAAAUUUCUUUGCUCUAUUUGAAAUAUUUUGAGUUUACAUGAGUGCUAAUUUAAUUUGUAAACAAACUGUAAUGGCGUAGUGCCUGCAACCCUCAUGGAAAAACCGUAAAGUAAAACGUGUUUGUUUACGUUGUCGUUGCAACUUGAGUAGUGUGAUAUAAGUAAAAUCGUCUAGCACCUUUCACCUGAGAUUGUGGGUUUGAUUCUCGCUGCAGACUUGCGCAUGACAAAUAUGUUACCUUUACCCUCUCUGGAUACUCUGUUUCCCUCCCACAGUGAAUGUUGACAGGGUGGGUUGGUAUAUGCUCCACUGUCAUAACUGACCCUUCCACCGUCGCUGGUGGCCAGGGGUGGAAAAAUAAGCGAGCACGCGCUCACUGCUCGCAGGAAAUGUUAAACAGCUACAGGAAAUUCGUUUGAAUGAAGAUUUGCUAUUGAAAAUUUGAAGGAAACCUUAGACACCCAUGUCCCACUAUGGGCACAACACAACAACAUAUGGUUGACAGACAUUAUUCCUUGAAUUUAAAACCAUGGUCAGCUAGAACACUAUAUGUUUAUGCACAUGCAAAAUUAGCACAAAAAUACUCCUUUGGUCUGCAGGAAAUUUUUGUCUCCAGGUUGUGCUCCCAGGAAGAAAAUUAUUUUUUCCUGCCCUGCUGGUGGCUGCCAAAGCCGCCCUUAUAGAAAGCCUUCAACUCGAUCAGAUUGAGCUGCAUCCUUCGCAAUUCCGCUUAGAUCUUAGCUGGAUGAUUAGCAUACCCCACUUGAUCACAUUUUUUUCAAAGAAAUAUUAAUCUAAGUUCAUUCAAAAUUUAGAGUGAUGCUAUCAUUAAUAUCAGUGACAAUGCAUCCAGAGAAAGGUAUAGUCUAUUUAUGUAAAUGUGGGCACUUAUUUUUUAUGAUAUUCAACUGCAAUUUUAUCCUGACACAAAGCAUGUAAUUUGGAUGCACACUCAUCAUUAUGAAUUGGUUUAUUGUGUUGCAAUAUUCUUUUUGUUGUAAAUCAAAAUUUUAGAGUUGUGUCUGUCACUGGUGGAGUCAACAAUAUAAUAUGUGCUUUCAAAUUGAUCGUACAAACCCUUGAAGAGGUAAUAAUACCAUAUAUACAGUACCUACAUAAUUUCCAUAAAUUUAGAAUUAGAUAUAUUAGCAAACUGUUGUUUGUAAUUUGUGUAUAUGUAAUUAAAGGCUGUCAUUCGUUAAGGUACUGUAUAUUAUGGAUUAGAAUGAAAUUUGUGUUGUGAAACUUUUAAAAAUCUGUCACCACAACAAAUGCCCUUACUUUCCCCAAGGCGCUACCAACCAUACAGCCGUACCACUCAUUGUAGCUAUGAGUGGGUCUCUGAUUAUUACCACCUAAAUUAACAAAACAAAAUAUUUUCUUUUUAGAAAAGUGGCUUCCUGCCUUUGUAAACUUAUUCACCACAACCCCUCCAUCUGCAAUCACCUCCAUUUAAUCCAUCCAAAACUAAACCAUGACAACAUGACAUACAGCACCUUACGGUACUUAUUUCUUACCACCAUGGUCCACACCCCCCCCCCCCCUUACAACCCCUCCUUGCAGUGUGAAUAUUUUGUACACUUUCUACAGCUUCCGACAUUUUGACUCCCACCUACCAGAUCAAUUGGUUCCUAAUUCAUUACCUUUUUACUUUCCAAUUUCCCACUGGUGAUCAUUGUCAUUUUUUGUCCCCCACCCUUCCUAAUUUCCCCCAUUGCCCAACCGUACGUUUGCACCACCCAUUGGUAACUACUUACAAUAUCAGGCCUUUUUACCCUGCCACCCCCCCCCCCCUUUCCAGACUAUUCCAACACAGUUUCAAUUGGAGACAGUAGUUGUGGACCUUGCUCCCCACACAGCCUUACCAUUUUGUAGUAUUUCCAAUCUCACCUGCCUGAACAACUUACUUCUGAAGGACACUGCGCUCCUACUGCGCAAGCUACAAAACCUAUUUCCACAAUUCCCAAUUGAAUUUCCCUAUUACUGUAACCAGCUGCACUUGUACGUGUAAACUAAAAAAAACAAACAUCUAAGAUUUUUUGUGUAAGUAGUGCUUCAUUGCUUUGUGUGUCUAGCUUUAGGCCUACAUAUACUGAUAGGCCUACGUAUACUGAUAGGCCUACAUAUACUGAUAGGCCUACGUAUACUGAUAGGCCUACGUAGAUGAAAAUCUCGCAACUGCUCCUGGUUAGAUCUCUAAUAAAUGUAAAAAAAUUCCACUCAAAAUUUUCCUCUACAAAUCCCUUCAACAAUUAGCUUACCGAGUGAGAUGCCAAAAUCCUGAUAUUGAACUAAACCCUGGUAACUUACUGUACCUUUUAAUUUAACUACAUUUUUGACAACCAACAAAGUAUUGCUGCCGUGUGUUAAUGGGUUUUUGGUGUGGUGAUAAUUAUGGACAAGAUAGUUUGAUAUCCCUAUGCAACACAAUUUCGGCUUUAUAUCUUUAUUCGUCAUUGUUAGUUAAAAUAACUUUUUGAUGGUUUCACAUAAUUUAGAACUUGUUAAACAACGAUAGAUCUUCAUACACUCCCCUGACAUUUCAACUGUUGGUCCCAUCUGGUCAGUGUGGAUCUCUUAUUGGAUCAGGUGGAUCAAAGAUUAAGUUAAUUCGUGAGGUAAAUGCAUUUGAAACACAACUAUACAGCACCAUAAUAAUAAAAAGAAUUCAGGAAAACAUAUGCAUCUUGCAUAUUUUAAAAAACUGUAAAUAAUUUCUGAAGAAUCUGCACAAAAUACUUUCAUGAAGCAAUAACCAAGUACUGUAGAUUUCUGAUCUUCCUAUUUGACAAAAACACUUUCUCACUGCAGGAUCCCUUGGUCUGCCGUAAAUUUUCUGUGAAAAUAUCUGACAUUUUCGCGCACUUUUCCCAAGGAAAAAAUAUUCCCUGCGCAAAAAAAACUUCAUUCUGGUUAUUCUGUAAGACUGACCACUUCUUCUUAAUUUGAUACUUCACUGAAAUUCUUUGUCAAAUGAAGAAAUUUGUUUAUAAAAUAACAUGUAUAUAACGCGUGCUCUGAUUGGUCGAAACCCGUGUUUGGAUCAGGCCAUAACACGGAAAUUUAAAGUGAAAGUUUUUUAAAGUGAAAUUUUAACACGGAAAGUUGUUAUUUUAUAAAACAAUUACUUUAUGGUUUCCGUAAGAUGGCCUGAUCCAGACACUUGGGAAUGUUGCUCGAGUUAAGAAAAGCGCGCAAAAUCACUCGCCUUCGGCUCGUGUUUCGCGCGCUUUUCUUAACUCUCGCAACAUUCCCGCGUGUUUGGAUCAGGCCAUCCAAACACGGAAACCAUAAAGUGAUUGUAUAUUACUAAUCCAUAUCCCCGUCCAUGUCGCUAUGCAAAAACUGCAUCAUAUGAUUAUGUAUGUGCAAACUGUUAAAUCCAGUUCAAACGAGUCCAACAUGUUGGAUGAUGUUGGAUAAUGUUGGAUAAAAAUUUUAAACAUAGUCAAAUGCGAUCCAACAUCAGCCAACAUUACCCAACACAAUUUUUAAAGGAGGCCAACAACGUUGGAUAAAAAUUUUACACAUAGUCAACACCAAUCCAACAUUACCCAACACAAUGUUUAAACGAGGCCAACAAUGUUGGAUAAUGUUGGAUAAAAAUUUUAAACAUAUUACCCUUUCUUUACAUUGUAGAAAUCUGGAGCUCAUAUUCAGGUAAUAGUGUUUAAAUAAUGGCAAGAACCUUGACAUACAAUUAAUUCUCUUUCCACUGAAGAGCCUCCUUAAGUAUGAAGGGGAGCGACGGGAAGAUUAAGAGAAACGCUUUCGCUCUACGAGAGAGCAAUUGGUUAAUUAAAAUAAUUUUUUGAUUGAAGAAAAUAGCAUACUUUCCUAAACAACCUCGUAACUUUUAUUCAAUUUCAUUCUGAGAGCAUGUGCAUUUCUAUACUGAGUGUAUACCUUUGUUUACAGAUUGGAACCGAUCCAUUGCCAAUGUCAUCGGAAAGAAUGAUAACUUUAUCUGGUAUGUUAUAGAUUAUACAACGAAGAAUAAAAUUGUAAAUUAGCCUGCGAAUGGCUAUUUGUACUGCACGCGUGUACAGAAUGAAUGUACUGCAUACGGAUACAGUGUGCUGAUCGAGGACUUUUGUAAAUAUAUUAAUGACUGUGUUGCCAAUAAGAUUGGGGCAUUUUAUGCAAUGCAAAUCGCGUAGUGAACUAUUUCUAAAUAUUUUAGGCAAACCAGCGAACAUAAAUUCAUGUAUGAAAUCUCUCUGUGAAAUAAUGGUUGAGGUGAGCUACAUUCAUUUCUUUGUGUUGUGGUCUGGGCAGCAUGUUACCCAAUGGUAUUCAAUAGACAACAUUAAUGUACAGAAGAUGAUCAGGUCAAACAGAGGGAUGUAGUCGCUUUCAUUAUUACUAUCAAGUAUAAUCUAGAAGUAGUCAAUAGUCAUUUUUUUUCCUGCGAAUUUUGCGAAGUAAAUCAAAUAGAGAGAUUUCUGCUUGUUCCCAGGGGCGCGCGAGGGCAGCUGCCCCCGUUGCCUUUUUUACAAGAACAACACUUCGAAUGUCGUGCGUUACUCGCAUGAAUUGAAGUUGAGAACUGUUUUCAAACAAUUUAGUUCAAACUUGAAUCUGGAAUUCCUCUCAGAAACGUUAUACCAAGGUUUCCACCAAUAUGAAAAAUCAUCAAAAAGAAAGCCUUCGUAAAUAAUUGAGAAGCUGUCAUGUUGUUUUAUAUGCAAUGCAUUUUACAGGUUCGUACGCCCCCUGGAAAUCCUGGAAAACCCUUUUAUUUUAGUACUGAAAAACCCUUGAAAACCCUGGAAUUCCAAAUUAUCCCUGGAAAACUGAGCCACCUUAGCUUUGUUCGAUGUUUUAUAUACAGGGUUUUAGUCUAACGAAUAAAAUUGUUCCAAUCAAUGCCGAAAUGUGUCCAAUUAUAUUGGCUACAUGUAAUCGAGUGGAAUUCCAUACAGCAAAAUGUUAACAAACGUUGCUGCCCACAAAACGUUUAGGGCUCAGAAGUAAGUGCCCUUUUUAAAUGGCUGCCCCCACCGAAUUUGAAACUCAACUAUCUGAGCAUGUUGCUUUUAUAACAGCUUGAAUGUACCUGAUUUGUGUUUUGUAUUGUUCUGUAGUAUCCAGUCCGUGGUCACGUUGAUCCGUAUUAUCCACAGAAUUACAUGAGUAGCAGAUCCAGUAGAUCUGAGAGAGAUUAUUAUGAGAGAGAUUAUUAUGACGUACCUGUACGUAUCGAACAGCACAUUAAUGUAAUUAUUAUACAUUGUAGUUGGUGAAAGCAAUUUGAUUGGCCAAGAGCUUACAGUUAAAUCGCGCAAUCACGCAACCUACAGAAAGUUCAGUUAUCUGCUAGCAUAUAACUCAGUUAUCUGCAAGUGAGCCUGCGAUGAUUAGCAAGCGAUAUCUAUUUACAGUCAAAAUACAAGAACCUUCCCACUUCCGCUUCUGUAACUUGUUUUGUAUUUCUGUAAUUUGUUCUAUUUUCUGUAGCGAUUUUUAUCGGCAAAUAUCGCUGUAGAAUUCCCCUUUCUUUCCUUUAUAUACGUCAAUUUGCAGCAGAGGGUACACCUUUCGUUAGAUUCUUUUCAUAAAAGUUGCGAAAUUUUCAUUUUAGUACGUCAAAUGAUUGUAUUCGGUAAGUUUAAAUUUGUAUAGUAUGAACACACUAGGCGGCGGUUUAAAACCGAUUUGUCAGCAAAUAUCGCUAUAAUUAUAAAUAUAAAUAUCGCAAUGCUACAAAUUGACGUAUAUAAAGGAAGGAAAGCGAAAUUCUGCCGGAUCCUAACGCGAUAUGUGCCGAUAAAGCGGUAAUCGCUACAGAAAAUAGAACAAAUAACAUAAAUACAAAACAAGUUGCGGAAGUGGGAAGGUUCUUGUAUUUGACUGUAACACAAACAAAUGCGAUUCGGUUUUUGCGAUAUGCGGAAUUAUCAAGGUCCAGGUAAGCGUUAUCAGCCGAGCCGAAGGCGAGGCUGAUGACGCUUACCGAGAAAAUAAUAAUUUAAUUGUUAAUAAUUCGUUAAUUGUUAAUAAUAAUUUAGUUGUAAAUAAUUCGCGUAUCAAACUAUCUGUAUGACAACUACUUCUUGGAAGAACACUUGGAAUAACAAAAGUUUAAAAAAUUCACGAAUGCUUGGCCUUCCAAUGAAAUCUCGCAAAGAGGUUUUUAUUUCUGCAAAUAAUUUUUAUAAUUUUAUUUUUAGAGGAGCAGAGAGCCAUUGCGUUAUUCGUCGAGAAACGCAAGUUCAAGUAAGACAUUGAGUGUUGUUCUAUAAAGUGUACCAGUUAACAAAUUUGGAGCAUACUUUACAUAUACUAGAGGUGGUUCGCAACCAACCUUGAGGGAUUCAAAGGGCAAGGAAUUUUCACAAUUAGAUUUGCAUUUCAAGGAAAGACAUUUAAAACCUCCUAAACAAGUUCGAGCAAUUCGAAUGUACUUGAAUGUCGAGUGUACUUCAAGCUGGCUUCUUUUGCUGCACCUGUUUAUUCUGUUUAAAGCCCUGGUCAAACGAGAAUGAGUUUGCAUGAGACUUUUCUCGACUCGUGCCCCGGUCAAACGAGACAAGAGUUGCACGAGAGCUGAUGUGAGUUGACUAGAUAUUCAUGGUUCUCCACAGUUGUGUGCAGGGCAGGUAAAACAGGUUUUUGAACAUGUAAGCAUCACGUCACAAAUUUCUAGGAGGAAAUCUGGAGUCUUUGAAAUGGCAUCUCUUGCGUGUUGAGGGAAGGUUUAAAUUUUUGGAGAACAUUUCUAUAGGACAUUUCUGUAUUCAAUUCCAUGCUACUAAUUGUUUUGUACAGAUGUCAGCAAUACCUUAUUGAUUAUAGGAUUUUUGCACGACAUAUAUAACUAAUUCUUUCUAAACAAAUGUACACACAUUUUAGGCUUUUCUAGGCGGUAAUAACUGCUGGUGGAAACGGCAAAUUUUACCUGUUACUGCUUGAUAAGGAGAACCUUGGAUAUUACCGAGCCGUAGCGAAAACGCUCCGAAUAAAUUCAAAAUCUAUCAAAAUCUGAACGAGUUGUUGCAAAUUCUUAUCAAAAUUUGAAGUUGAUGAGAUCGACUCUCAUGCACUUACAUCAAAUGAGAGUUGUAACUCUCGUCCUCGUUUGACGGCUUUGACCGAUGCUUUACUACUUGAUAUGGUUGCGUUAUAUUAUGCCAACUGUGUAUAUGGAAUAGUGUUGCACCACGCCUGUCGAUUCCACCAGGCAAAGGAACUUUCCAGGAUUCAGCAGCCACCUAUAUAAACUUCCCCAGACAUUAGAUCAUUCGCAAAGACAGUGAAGCAACUCUUGAUCUCCCAGACGCUCUACGCUAUGAAUAAUUGAUUUAUUUAAUAGAUAAAUUAUCGUAUAGAUAUACACUAUUCUGUACCUGAAUAUAUAUAAGCUGCAAUAAAAUUAUUAUUAUAUGGAUAUUUUAAAAGCUCAAAUUUAUGUAAUUUGUGUUUCUUCAAACAUUCUUAGGAAGACGCAAGAGAAGCGAGGACUAUGAUGAGUACAUGACAGAAACUAUGUCCAUACCAAGUCGAGUAAGUACAUGCUGGGAUAUUUUUAUGAAGUAUUAAAUCCUUCUCUGUUGCAUGUUUUUGUUACAUGCAUGUUUGUUUGUGGACAUCGAAAUUUUCAUUUAGUGUAAAACUUUUGUAUUUAGUAUGCAGGAGGUGUUAUUGGGAAACGUGGUGUGAAAAUCAGCGAAAUCAGGUUAUUAAUAUAUAAUUAAUUUUAUUUAUAUUAUUUUAGUACAUCAUGUGCAACACUAUUGUAUAUCUUGUGGUUAUACUGGUUGUACUUUAUAAUUUAAAGCCGUCCUCGCCAGCCUUUCAUUAGAGAGGUUCAGAUUGGGCUUCCACUACCGCUACCGCUACUUCUCACUGGUUUAGUAAACAUCUGAUUGGUUGAUCGGGUAUAUCAAACGCAUCUGAUUGGCUAAUGGUCCCUUAAUGGUAGCGGUAAUGGACGUCAAAUCUGAACCUCACUAAUAUUUGCAUCAUGCCCAACCUUAUUUCAACCUUAUCCAAUAAAGUAUACAGUAUAUGCUAGUGCGAUCAUAUGGAAUUGUACAAUACAGUAUUGUGUAGUUUGCUACAAUCUAAUUUGAGUCGUAGUUUAAAUAAAACAUCUAAGUUUACAUUUUUAAAUGCUUUGUAGAAAUAAAUCAGGAGCAGCAAUCAAGAUCGCUGAUGAAACAGGCGGUUCAGGUGAAAGAAUUGUCACAAUCAGUGGAAAUCCAGAAGCUGUUGGAAUGGCGCAGUUUUUGAUCAAAACAAGGUGUAUAUUCUGUUACGUCCUUGGUUUGUUCUUUUCUUGUUUGUUUGACUCUUCGUUCAUUAUUUGGUUUUUGUCUGUUUGUUCUUCACUUCGUUCCCCUGCCUGUCUCUCUGCUCGUUUGUUUGUUGGCUUGUCUGUCUGUUUGUUUGUUUAUUUGUUUGUUUGUUUGUUUGUAUGAUUGUUUGUUUGUAUGAUUGUUUGUCUUGUAUGUAUGUAUGUUUGUUUGUUUGUUUGUUUGUUUGUUUGUUUGUUUGUUUGUUUGUUUGUUUGUUUGUUUGUUUGUUUGUUCACUAUUACAUAAAUACGAUUAAACUGGCUUCACCAAUUUGUUCUUUUGUGUACUUCCAUACAUGAGCAAUCGUUUUAACAACAUAUUUUAAUUUGCAGAGUCAAGUAUGAAGAGAAGAGGAGUAGCGAGAAAGAUUGA
Molecule: messenger RNA, 9717 nt
Organism: Paramuricea clavata
Lineage: Eukaryota; Metazoa; Cnidaria; Anthozoa; Malacalcyonacea; Plexauridae
Source: the annotation of a GenBank genome assembly